AGGUUGGUUUGGGGUCUAUGUGCUAACAAAGCGAUGUGUGGCUGCCCAGAACACUGGCUGAGGGAGGCUGCCCUGUUGCACUUUGGGACAUUGUAUUGUUUGAUACUGGAGUUUUCUUGUCUGAAUCCUUACAGAAAGCCUUGACUGAUGCCUCCCUUUAUGCCCUGUGAUGCAAUCCCAGUACAUAAUUGGAAAAAGUUCAUGGAGAGGUUUAUUGACAAACCCUUGCAACAAAUGUAACUAUCAGGGGUUUCUUCCUUGAAUCUUUGUCUCCAUGGACUUGGAGGAAAGCCUGGCACCUGGGGCAAGGAGGAUGAUUCACAAACAUGUUUUUCUUCUUGUGUUUUUCACCAGGACAGAAGACCUGAACUGCAGAGCCUCAGGGCAGGAAAAGUAUCAGAUUCCCCCAUGGAUGAGUGGACAGCUGUUGGAAAGAGGUCAGAUGGAGCAGUAUUAAAGUGGCUAGUUUCAAGCAAUCACACACACACGCGCGCGCAUGCUCUAUCUGUAUCUCCUUGUGACUUGUCAGGAUGGUCCCGACUGCUAUUCCCAGAUGGAACAGAGUUUUUACAAGGAUGGAGAUAUUGAGAUUGCUGCUUUUUUGCACAUUUACACAUAUGAGAUUCCCAUAACCAUGAUGUGGCUCAGCAAAUUUCGCAGAUUCAGAUGGUUUCAGUCCAAAAACUACCAGUAUGCUCUGGCCUUGGUUUUUGCUAUUGAGGAGAUCAACAAAAACCCCCAUCUUUUACCCAACAUGACCUUGGGAUUUGGUCUAUAUAAUGUCAUGCACAGUGCUAUGACAGUAAUGGAGAACCCCUUCAUCUGGCUUGUGGGACUGGAAGAGGACAUUCCUAAUUACACAUGCAGGAAACAGAGCAAGUCUGUUGCUGUAAUAUCACAAAGCAGCAUUGCUGUCCAAAUGGGGACACUGCUGGAACUCUACAAAAUUCCACAGGUGAGUGUGUAGUGAAAAAGUGGCAUAAAGUACAUCACCUUAGGUGCCUUAUUUAGAUCCAAAAAUUUAAGGGUCAGAGACCAUAUACAGUUGACACAGUAUGUGAUCUAAAGAGAAGACGUGCAGAGAUUUUGUGGAAUAGCCACAUUUGUUCUGAAGCAGAAGUGUGGGUGAGUAAAAAGGAGAAAUGUUUUUUUCAACCUGUGAGUCUAAUGAUUCAUGAACUAGGAAGCUUUUAUGUACUGGGACAUGAUAAAAAUGAAAUAUUCUAAAAUCCGACACUUCCAUUAUCUGCUUAAUUUUUUCAGGAAUAAUGUUUUACACUAUGACAAUAACCUUACACAGAUUUCUUGCCUUUUCCCUUAGCUGACUCUUGGACCUUUUGAACCUCUUCUGAGUGACAGUGGUC
Molecule: messenger RNA, 1364 nt
Organism: Oryctolagus cuniculus (rabbit)
Lineage: Eukaryota; Metazoa; Chordata; Mammalia; Lagomorpha; Leporidae
Source: RefSeq, a predicted model, not a curated record